CACUGCCUUGUUGAAGGGUCCGCGGGUGGCCACCCGCCCCCCCGACCCCGUGAUAUGACGUGUCUCCCGACAGGUGCGCUCGUGACGGCGCGGUGGCUCGGGGACGCCGUGCGGAGCGGCCGCGUGGGAGCCAGUCUGCGCGUUCUCGACGCAUCGUGGCACCUGCCCGCGCUGCAGCGGCGCGCGCGGAGGGAGUUCGAAAAGAAGCACAUACCGGGUGCCGCGUUCUUCGAUCUGGAGCGCUGCUGCGACCGGACGUCCCCCCUGGAGCACAUGUUGCCCCCCGAGCGCCACUUUGCCGACUACGUGGGCUCCCUGGGGGUCGCGAACCACACGCACGUCGUGGUGUACGACGCCAGCGACUUGGGCUCCUUCUCAGCACCCCGGGUUUGGUGGAUGUUUCAGGUGUUCGGGCACGCGCACGUGUCCGUGCUGGACGGGGGGCUUCGGCACUGGCUGCGCGAGGGGCUCCCUGUCACCGGGGGGGCCCCCAAGUCGGAGCCCCUCGAGUUCAGGGCCACUUUGCAGCGCUCCCGCGUCAAGAGCUACGGGGACAUCCUGGACAACGUGGUCGCGAAGGACUUUCAAGUGGUGGAUGCCCGACCCGCGGGUCAGUUCCUUGGGACCGCGCCGGAGCCCAGGCACGACACUGAACCCGGGCAUAUCCCUGGCUCCAUCAACAUGCCCUUCUCCUCCUUCCUGCAGCCAUCAGGCCUCCACAAGCGCCCCAAGGAGCUGGCGGUGCUGUUCCAGGAUGCGGGCGUGGACCUGUCUCGUCCGCUCUGUGUGUCCUGUGAUUCGGCGGUCACCGCUUGCCACGUGGCCCUGGCCGCCCACCUGUGUGGCCACUCGGGGACACUGGUGUAUGACGGGGGCUGGUCCGAGUGGUAUGCCAGGGCCCCCCCAGAAUACGUCAUUUCCGAGGGUUGGGGAAAGCGUGUGUUACUGAGAAGGGGGGACCAGGAGGGCAGGUGAAGCAGCCUGGACUUUUGAGUCAUUAACUGGGUUAGGGGCUCCGUGGCUGAAGGAAUCAGAAAGGUGUCACUGGGUAACGGAUUAGCACCUUAACUGCUGGACAACGUAUGUGGCAAUUUCUUUAAAGCUUGAAAGAGUUGAAGAAGGACUCACGUUUGCCAUUUGUCUCGUUCAGGUUUGCAACAGCGGCCAUUUAGGGAC
Scleropages formosus (Asian bonytongue) is the source of this 1176-nucleotide messenger RNA. RefSeq names its product 3-mercaptopyruvate sulfurtransferase-like. The transcript is spliced from 2 exons. NCBI's taxonomy places the organism in Eukaryota, Metazoa, Chordata, Actinopteri, Osteoglossiformes, Osteoglossidae. Gene Ontology annotation, cellular component: mitochondrion. The record is from RefSeq and is a predicted model, not a curated record. The coding region runs from base 55 to 975 and encodes 306 amino acids. Gene Ontology annotation, molecular function: thiosulfate-cyanide sulfurtransferase activity.